GAUUUCUUUACCCUUUUGACAUUUCGACUAUUGUUUUGGUUUUAUUUUAGAAGCAAAAAAAAGAAAAAUACAUACUUAUAUUUUGUGUUCAGGAAACGAAAUACGCAAUUUAUUUUGCCUAAUAUAACGAGAAAAAAAAAAUAAACGAAAAUUAUAAAUAGAUUUCUAUCAAUUGCCAGUGUUAAUAUUUAAGAAUAUAUACGUGUAAUGUCAGAGCUGCGCUCGAAAGUUAUACAACUAUAUAAACAUCUGCAAUAUUUGGGACGUGAAUAUCCUGGGGUUAAUGGACCCCAGAAAUUCCGGCAGCAAGUCAGAGAUGCCUUUCUAAAGAACAAAGAUGAAACCGAUCCCAAAAAAGUAAAGGCUUUACUCGCCCAGGGACGCUAUGUGGCCAAAGAAGUGGAGGCUUUAGUUUCACUAAAGAAGUAUCGUACAUUAAAACAACGUUAUUCACAAGAUUAAUUUUAAAUGCUGCCAGCCUGCUUAUAAACUCGAAUUGAAGGCCAAGGUCAAUGAAAAGAAAUGCGGAAAAGACUUGUUUGUUGCAGCCAGUAACUGGACAAAAAAUUUAUUGCAUUUUAUUCAUCUAAAUUUGUUUUUUUACUCUCCAACCCACACACCAGCUUUUUGUUGACUCAUACAUACAUAUUGUUUAGAUUUUUAGAGUGUCUUAUAAUUAACAAUUUUUAGUCGCCAAUAUUUGGGCCAUUAAAAUCUUCCACCAUGGAACAAAAUUAAAAAAAAAACGCAACAUAUUUGUUUAAUUUCAUCAUGGUCAUAAGAAUAUUUUUUUUAUCAUAUGUUUAAUUUAUUGUGAAUAGCAUUUGAAGAUUGCCACCUGGAGAAUUGAAGUUAGAAAAAAACGCCAAACUAAAAAUGCAGACAUAUUUUAGAA
Messenger RNA from Lucilia sericata (common green bottle fly), 895 nucleotides. It is a transcript of the gene osi, whose product is annotated as electron transfer flavoprotein regulatory factor 1. Gene Ontology annotation, cellular component: mitochondrion. Gene Ontology annotation, biological process: respiratory electron transport chain. The coding region runs from base 208 to 462 and encodes 84 amino acids. Lineage: Eukaryota; Metazoa; Arthropoda; Insecta; Diptera; Calliphoridae. The record is from RefSeq and is a predicted model, not a curated record. The transcript has 2 exons.